This is a messenger RNA of Pyrgilauda ruficollis (rufous-necked snowfinch), 1473 nucleotides long. RefSeq names its product P2X purinoceptor 6-like. Bases 123 to 1214 code for a protein of 363 amino acids. The transcript is spliced from 10 exons. The record is from RefSeq and is a predicted model, not a curated record. Gene Ontology annotation, biological process: monoatomic cation transmembrane transport; response to ATP. Gene Ontology annotation, molecular function: ATP binding; purinergic nucleotide receptor activity; extracellularly ATP-gated monoatomic cation channel activity. Gene Ontology annotation, cellular component: plasma membrane; nuclear inner membrane. NCBI's taxonomy places the organism in Eukaryota, Metazoa, Chordata, Aves, Passeriformes, Passeridae.
CCCGGGCUGCCUUUCCCUUCCCUGGCCUCCUUCCCCUCCUGGUGCCGCUAUCCUCACCGUGCCCCCCUUUGUCCUUAGUGCCGCUAACCCCCCCCGUGCCCGCCUUUCCCCCCGGUGCCACCAUGCCGGGCCCACCCUGCGGGUCCCUGCUCGACUACAAGACUGCCAAGUUCUCGCUGACGCGGAACCGGCGGGUGGGGCUGCUGCACCGGCUGCUGCAGCUGAGCGCGCUUGGCUACCUGCUGGGGUGGGUGCUGCUGCUGCGGAAGGGCUACCAGGAGCGCGACACAGCCCCGCGUGUCGCCGUGGUCACCAAGGUGAAGGGGGCGGCGGUCGCCGAGGCCGCGGGCCGGCGGCUCUGGGACGCUGCGGAUCUCACCUGGCCCCCGCAGGGAGAAAAUGUGCUUUUCCUGGUGACCCAUUUCAUCGCCACAAUCCAGCAAGCCCAAGGCACCUGCCCCGAGAGCCCCUCUGUCCUCGACGGGAUGUGCACAGAAGAUGCAGAUUGUCCUGUGGGAAACCCUGUGGUUCAUGGCAAUGGGAUAAAAACUGGGAAAUGUUUGAUGUUCAAUGCCACCCAUUCCACCUGUGAGAUCUAUGGCUGGUGUCCUGUGGAGAAUAGCACCCUGCCCAGGAAACCUCUUCUGGCUGAGGCAGAGAAUUUCACUCUUUUUAUAAAAAAUACUGUCCACUUCACCAAAUUUAACUUCUCCAAGUGCAACACCUUACAAACCAGUGACCCCAGCUAUUUCAAGAGCUGCACAUAUGAUCCAAUCUUCAACCCCUCCUGCCCUGUGUUCCGUGUCCGUGACAUGGUGGAGGCAGCUGGAGAGAACUUUGGAGACCUCGCACUACUGGGGGGAAGUAUCAGAGUCCUUAUCGAGUGGAACUGCGACCUGGACCACGCUGCUACCCAGUGCCAACCACAGUAUUCCUUCAGCCUGCAGGACAUGAGGUACAAUUUCAGGCUACAAUGGUCUGUGACCUGGUUCUGCUCUACCUGGAUGCAAAGGCUGACCUUUAUUGGAAGGAGAAGUUUGAGGAGGCAAGACCCCCUAAAGGUAAGCCUGAGGCCACAGCUUAGGGGCACCGGGAAUGCUCCACCACAAACACCCUUCCCCCCAGAGCCACCUGCAGGUAGAUAUGAUGGGGACAUGGCUGCAGCCCUGGUAGAGGUGGGCCAGUCCUGGCCCAGGUGGGCACUGCCAGGGUGAGGGUCUGCCUUUCCUGGAGAAGCACUGGCAGCAGCAGCAGUUCUUGGCUCCUGGAGCACAAAGCCAUCCCAAGGGCAGCUCCCAGCGCUGACAACCGGUGCUGGAGCAGAGCUGCCCAUGGAGCUACCCCAGAGUGUGCUGGGUCCCACUGGUCCUGCUUGGCACAAGAGGCUUAAAGCAUUUUGCAUUUCUCCACAUUCCAAUGAUCAUGGAUAUUGAUUUCCCUUGAAAAACAGGGAUGCAAUGGAAUAAAGCUCUU